UAACGUCUAUGCUAUCCACCAUGCAAGACUGAAAGUGAAAGUAAAGUGAAAUUUGUUGCUGGUGCUUAGCGGACACAGCAGAUUUUAUUGUAAAUCACAUGAUCAGGAAGUGCUGGGAGGUAUUUAAACGAUAUGAAGGCUGAACCAUAGCCUCAGUGACGCUGCAGAGCACCAGGAGCAUGGAUCGGUCUGAAGAUCAAAACACAGAAAGCGCUGCAGAGAUAGCUACAGAGGGUACUGAGGAGCCAAUGGAGGAAGAUCUAGGAGACCAGGCUGGACGGUCCCUUUCAGGCUUACCUCCCGGGGGCAACCGAGGUGCAAGGGAAUUUCCUGAUGAACCCAGCGGUAUGGCCACAGCAGAUCAGCCAGAAGUUAAAAAACAGCGUCAGGAAAACACUGACCAACCAGAUUAUUGCCCAAAAUCAGAGGCUGAAGACAAUAGAAAGUACUUAAUGGAGUGUUCAAAGUGCAAUAUUAAAUUUGCUCCAUCUGUCAAAUUUGACCAACGUGAAGUCAACAUUAGUUUGCACAAAGAGAAAGGAGAUGACCAAAACCCCUUCUUCACAACAACGUUACCCUGCACAAAACAGACUGAAAAUCUUGAAGCGACUUAUAACAGCUGUCAACACAAAUUGCAUUACAAGUUUACCACUCAGGAUAAUAACAAGGGUGGAUUUGACAUUAAGUUGUCCAUCGAAAAGGUGAAUCACGGGGACCAGGGAGUGAUGUCACAUUACUCCAAACAGCAGCGUAUCAGCCAGGAACAGAUGGGGACCGUUACACCAGACCUGAGAGCUUUGGCAAGUAGAAUGGAGAUCCAGAAGGAAGGCGGAUCUAAGGAUGCUCAACCUGCACAACAUGAACAUUCAGGUGAUGUUGGGAAGCCAGCGGUAAAAGAGAAGAAGGAAUGUAAAAUGAUGGAGGUUAAACAAAAGGCUGACAAUUCUUUGGCAAACUCAACAGGAUCAGUAACUAACACUAAUGAAUGGGGGAAACAGAUUUUGUCUGGGAUUGCAGAAACGGGAAUGAGCUUGUUUAGUCGUUUUAAAUCUGACCAGCCAAAUCAAAAACUGAAGGUGAAGGUCCACUUCAUAUCCAAACAAGAUACAUUUGGUGCUGCUGAUGCCAUAAAGAAACAUCUGAAGAGCAACAUGGGGUCAUCGCUACAGGAAGAAAAAAGAAGGGAUGAAUGCAACAUGAUUGUUGUCUUCUGUCCAGUCACCCCCAGGGUUGAAUCAGAUGUAAACUCAAUGAUGGAAACUACAGCAGUUUCAUCUUCUGGUAAACCCGUCAUUCUAGUUGUGAUGCAUCACACCAGACACGCGGACUAUUCCACUGGACCAUAUGACCCUCGUGAAACAUGGAAAAAUGUUGUGCAUUAUGUUCAUGUUCUGUACCAUGAGACUACACUAGGAUUACUGAAAUGUUCUGAAAAUGAAGAGGCAAUCAAGGACAUUCAACAAUUUAUACUAAAGAAACAACAGUUUGUUUGAAGUGUGCUUUAUCGGUCUUGUUUAAAAAUGUUUUAGCUCAGUAGUCCAUUUCAUCAUUGCAUUUCUUGACUACAUAAAACAGGAAACAUACACCUACAGAGCUUCUCACCCUAAGCAGGGAAUUUCUAUUCCAGCUGUUAAGAAUUAUGUAUUUAUAGAUAUGUUAAGUUCCAAUUGGAUGUAAUUUACAACAAACUGCAUGUUUCUGCAGAUUCUACAGAAGUUUUAGGGCUUAGAACAAUUGGUAAAUAAAGAAAACAGAACCACAGGCUAAACAGUUGCACUGCAGAUAUUGUGGUGCAGGUUUUACUUCACACAGUACCACAGUAGUCAACUUCCUGUUGACUGGAUGAACUUCCUGUGAUUUAAUCCCUGUGAUUUUUUGCUUAUCAACCUUCUCAUGCAGACAGUAGCAGUAAUUGUUUUCUUUCCAACAAGCUUUCCCUUUCUGACCUCAGUUUUUUCCAGUAAUGUUAAAUGUUAUUCAAUUUUAAAAAUAGGAAAGCAGGAAAUUGUUGUAGAAACAAAACUUAAUAACUGAACUUAAAGGUAGGGAACAGUAAAUGUUCUUCUUGUUGAAAUUAUUUUACAGUACUUGCUUGAAUAUACAUCACAAGCUAUGUUUCUUAAACAUAUUACAAAUAAAACUGUCAUGUUUAAUGUUCUCUGCGUUAUUUUCUGCAGCUUUACCAUGAGACAAAAACACAGCGGACUGAAUAAACCAUGUAAAUAUUC
Molecule: messenger RNA, 2228 nt
Organism: Fundulus heteroclitus (mummichog)
Lineage: Eukaryota; Metazoa; Chordata; Actinopteri; Cyprinodontiformes; Fundulidae
Exons: 13
Coding region: 180-1493 (437 amino acids)
Source: RefSeq, a predicted model, not a curated record